Messenger RNA from Heteronotia binoei (common prickly gecko), 6141 nucleotides. It is a transcript of the gene NFX1, whose product is annotated as nuclear transcription factor, X-box binding 1. Gene Ontology annotation, molecular function: DNA-binding transcription factor activity, RNA polymerase II-specific; zinc ion binding; RNA polymerase II transcription regulatory region sequence-specific DNA binding. Lineage: Eukaryota; Metazoa; Chordata; Lepidosauria; Squamata; Gekkonidae. The record is from RefSeq and is a predicted model, not a curated record. Gene Ontology annotation, cellular component: nucleus. Gene Ontology annotation, biological process: negative regulation of transcription by RNA polymerase II. Bases 44 to 3376 code for a protein of 1110 amino acids. The transcript has 24 exons.
GCGCUUGCGCGGGAGGGAGGCAAGAGCGGGCUGGGCGGCCGGCAUGGCGGAGGCUGCGCUGCCGAGCUCAGGUGCCUUAAAUCCUGAUGCAACUGAUUUCAUUCCAAGGGAAAGGCAGACUUGCAGCCUAAAGUGGAAUAGUCAGUCCCGGUGGGAACUAGAUCAGGAUUCAAGCAGGAGUGUACCACCUCCUGUUCAACCUAGGCACAGUAAAUAUAAUGGCUGCUCUGUUGAUCGGCGUGACUUUUACAGUCCAGAGAACCAGCAUAGACGUCACCCAGAUUCCUCGCUCUUUGGCAGCAUGGGUAAAACAAAAAGCCACAAUUUUCAAAACCAGCGAUGUCAGAGGUCAAGGAGUGAUAGAACACAUGGCAAAAAUCAGGCCAGACAAACCACAGCCAGUGGUUUAGAAGAGCCUGCAUGUUUAGAUACCAGGCUGCUAUCAGGACGAAGAAUGAAUCCUAGAGAAUACAGUGAUUUCUCUUCAGAUAGUGAAAAGGAAACUGCAAAUAAUAGAGGAGCAAAGCCAAAGAAGACAUACUUGAUGCAUUCACGUGGAAGAGGGUUGAAAGACAAAGAGAAGCAUCUGUCUGAACAGGAUAAAAGAAUCCUGUCCAAGUGGAAGGAUGAAGCCUAUGAAAACAUACCAGUGGUAGAUCUGACCCAGUCAGACUCUUCUGAAGCUUCCUUGGGGAAAGCAGUGUCAGAUGGCUUUUCUGAUAACAGCAUUGUGCGGAGAAGGUAUCCUUUUGCAAACAAAUGUAUUAGGGAACCUGUGAGGAGCAAAGAGACCAGCAAAAGGCAAGAUAUGUCUAGGAGCAAAAAUGUAAAACACAUUAAGAAUGCAUCCCUUCCACAUCCUCCUAAAGAGCGCAUCAGUGAGAAGAGAAAAGAAUCUGUGCUGCAUGAAAGAGGACCAAACUUUGUGAGUCUGCCACAGACCCAGCCUUUACAUGAAACAGCUGCACAUGGUGGAAGAAAGCCCCUCCUCCAAGAGGGGUAUAAAAGCAGGCGCUGGAAGAAGCCAAAUGAUGCACCAAAGAGUAAGGAAACACAUACAGGGUCUUUGAUAGAGCAGCUUACCUCCGAGAAAUAUGAAUGCAUGGUGUGUUGUGAAGUGAUCCGUGUGGUGGCCCCAGUGUGGAGCUGUCAGAAUUGCUAUCAUGUGUUCCACUUGAGCUGCAUUAAGAAAUGGGCAAGAUCACCAGCAGCACAGGCUGAAGAUAGCAACAGUGGUUGGCGUUGCCCAGCUUGUCAAAAUGUUUCAUCGCACGUUCCUAAUGUUUACACCUGUUUCUGUGGUCGUGUUAAAAACCCUGAGUGGAACAGAAAUGAAAUUCCACACAGUUGUGGAGAACUCUGUAGAAAAAGAAGAUCAACUCAAGAUUGCCCACAUUUGUGUAAUAUCCUCUGCCAUCCAGGGCCUUGCCCAUCAUGCCCUGCUUUUAUGACCAAAAAAUGUGAAUGUGAACGCACAAGCCAUUCAGUUCGAUGUGGGCAUUCUGCUGCCAUUCAGUGUACCAACAUAUGUGGGAAUAUUUUGAAUUGUGGUAAACAUAACUGUACCCAGAUAUGCCAUUCAGGAAAAUGCCAGCCUUGUAAAUUAACUGUAAAGCAAGUUUGCUACUGUCAGAGCACUUCUCAAGAAGUCUUAUGUGGAGCAAGUGAGGAAGAAUUCUCCUGCCUCCGAACUUGUGGCAAGAAACUUGCGUGUGGUUUGCACAACUGUGCACAAGUGUGUCAUCCCCAGCCUUGCCAGCCUUGCCCACGACUUCCAGAACUUGUGCACUGCUGCCCUUGUGGGCAGACUCCUCUUCGCAAAUUGUCGGAGCUGGGCCGUACAGAACGUAAACUCUGCAUGGAUCCCAUCCCAUCUUGUGGAGGAACAUGUGGCAAACCUCUGCCUUGCAGUAGCUAUGAUGCUGUUCAUACGUGUGAAAACCUCUGCCAUGAAGGCGAAUGUGGGAUAUGUUCUCGCACAUCGAAGAUUUACUGCAGAUGUGCCUUAAAAACCAAGGAAGUUCCCUGUGCCAGUCUCAAAAACCAAGCUGUAGCUACUUUUUUGUGUGACAAGAGAUGCAACAAGAAACUGUCAUGUGGACGACAUAAAUGUAGUGAAAUGUGCUGUGUGGAUAAGGAGCACAAAUGUUCUUUAAUAUGUGGACGCAAGCUCAAUUGUGGUAUGCAUAGAUGUGAAGAACCUUGCCAUCGUGGAAAUUGUCAGAAAUGCUGGCAGACGAGUUUUGAGGAAUUAACUUGUUAUUGUGGUGAAUCUGUGAUUUACCCUCCAAUACCUUGCGGUACUCGACCACCUGAGUGUAAAAAUUCAUGUACCAGACCUCAUGAAUGUGAUCAUCCAGUAUAUCAUUCCUGUCACAGUGAAGAGAAGUGUCCACCAUGUACAUACCUUGUUCAGAAAUGGUGUAUGGGAAGGCAUGAAUUGCGUAACAAUAUUCCUUGUUACCUCACCGACAUCUCCUGUGGCCUUCCCUGUGAUCGAAUGUUAAAAUGUGGCAUGCACAAAUGCAAAAGGAUCUGCCACAAAGGGGAAUGCCUCAUAGACGAAGAAUGCCGGCAGCCAUGCACGAUCCCAAGGCUUCACUGCAACCACCCCUGCAUGUCUCCUUGCCACCCCUCUUUACCUUGUCCUACAACAUCUUGCACUGCAAAGGUUGAACUGCAGUGUGAAUGUGGAAGAAGAAAGGAUACUAUGGUUUGUUCGGAAGCAUCUAGUACAUACCAAAGAAUAGCUGCAAUUUCCAUAGCUUCUAAAUUAACAGAUCCACAUCUUGGAGAUUCAGUGGAGAUCAGCAGAUUGAUUACCAAAAAAGAAAUGAAGCAAAACAGGCUGCAAUGUGAUGAAGAAUGUUUGGCACUGGAAAGGAACCGGCGGUUUGCUGAGGCCCUCCAUAUUGAUGAUAGUUCAGACCCUUUUAAUGUCCGUCCCUCUGCACCCAAGUACAGUGAUCUCUUGAAAGAGGAUGGGAGAAAAGAUUUCAAGUUUGUCAGUGAAACUGAGAAAGAAAUGAAAGCCCUUGUAGAAGCUGUAAAUAAGAGCAAGCAUACAAAGAAGAGUCACUGCUUCCCACCCAUGAACAGAGAGCAUCGCAGAAUCAUCCACGAGCUUGCUCAGGCUUACGGCAUUGAGAGUGUGAGCUAUGAUAACGAACCAAAGCGCAAUGUUGUUAUCAGUGCGGUGAAAGGGAAAUCAGUUUGUCCAACAGUUACUCUGACAUCUCUGCUUACCAAGGAGAGGCAGAGCAGACCCCCACCACCUGUUCCUCAUCACAAACAGUCAGAAAAGCAUGGGAAUAACAACCUGGAUCAAGGCUUCAAAGAAGAGCCUGUGAUUGAUUAUUUUGAUGUACAAGACUGAAGUAAUUAAUUAUGCUUUUGAAGAGUGGAAGUGCAGCUGCUGGUGCAUCAGAGUGCAUUUGCUGAGUUGAAUUCAAAUUUCAUCAUGGAAACAGAGGAUGAAAACAGACUGACCAUCAAAAUUUAACCAUUAUAACAAAACCUUACAAUCAUUUUGGGUAGAACAACUCACAUGCCAGGGGGACAGAGUGAGAGUUCCAUGCGCAUCUAUAACAAGCAUAAAUAUGACCUUCUAAGAACUCUGUGUUGUACAAUAACUACUAGAAAAAAUACCAUUAAUAACUUUCAGUUGAAAGAAACAGGAAAAUGAUUUUUUUUUAAGGAUGUGGGAUGAAGGGUCAAGGUUUAUAUUGACAGACUCAGUUGAAAACCAGACUUUAAAGUUGCAAGAUAUUGUCUCCUGGCAGUUUCAUCCUCAUUCAGCUCUGUCAGCAAGAUGAUCAAAUCUUGAUUCGUACCAACGCUUUCUAAUGCUGAGUUGCUUCUGCCACAAAUCCUCCUUCCUUUGGCAGUGCCAAAACCUGCACUUUUUGUCAUUUGCAGGUAUGAAAUUGGGAGCUCAACUGAAUAUCUUUUUUUCCCCAUAGAAAACUUUGUCUUGGAUUUAUUCUCUGGUUUGGUGAACAGUGUAGCACUCAGGAUGUGCUUGGCUUGUGGUGGUAAAUACAAAUACACACUGAACUUUAGCAGUUCUUUCUAGCAAGAAAGAAAAGGCAGGUGUCAGGCAGCCACUGAACUUGCCGUCUUGCACUUCCAUUGAAAUCUGAACCACAUUUUGCCAGGGUAGCUUCUGGUCCCGCAAGGUUUGUCAGAGUCAGAGUGCUGUAUUUUCUAAUGUAAGAGUCAAAUAGACACCAUAUUUUGUGUGGCUCUUUUUGAUGUUACAGUUCUGUUGUGGAAGUUCUCACACAGCUGUUCCUUUCAGACAUUAUAAUCGGGGAAGGAAGUUCAAAUGAAGGUCGUGAAGGAGUCAGUCAUGCUUGUUUUAUUGCAGUGGAACCUUGCCUUUCCAUACCAACAUCUGAGACAGCAUUUAAUAGGAAGGCAAGAAAUCUUGAAGUAGACAGGCACACCUGUGUCUGACUCAAGAGCAAAUGCAAGUGCCUUAUGACUUUGUGAGGUGAACAGUCUUUGUUAACAAUAGUGCUACAAGAAGUAGAUGGACACACCACACUCCCAGCGGAAUCUUUUGGCUUGCUGAACUCAGGCGUUGGUAGAGACUAGACAUUGUGACCUGCCUACAUCUAAAAUUAUGCACUUUCCCCAAAUUUAAUUUCCUGUCAUUCAGGUAUAAAAAUUUACUAACCCGUGACAGUAUUCUUGUUCUCAGCAAUGCUAAUAAUAUAUUAUUGAAUAGAUUAAGGACUUUUGUUUUCAUAGGGUGCAAAUGAAUGCUCUUUGAUAUACACAGAUUAACAAACAAACAUACCCAAGUCUUCACAAAAUUGUGCCUUUUAAAAAUAUUUCUAAAGGAGAACAAACCCCCUUUAAACACACACUCUUACACACACACAUAGUGAAACUGUGCCACAGUCACCACAGUCCAAUAACUAUUUUCCUGCAUGAUAGGGGAUUUGCGCACACAUCAACUGUUGUUCUUACACACACACACACACAAAAGGUGCUAGCAUAGGGGAGCUAGUGGGUACAUGUAAAUGGAAACCAUUUAAUGCAAUCCAGACUUCUCUGUGCAGGACAGAGGUGGAUGCCCUUUCCCACCUGCUCCCUAAUUUGGACAUGGUUUGUGCAUUCGCAGAGGUUUUAUUGCAAGGUGUGCUGAUCACCUUUUUAAAGUGGUUGUCUCUUGAUCUAACCCAUAUUUCCAGUCGUUGGUAGGGGUAUUUCUGUGUGUGGAGGUGAGGGGGGUCUGAAUAAUUGCUCUGAUUAUUCAGUGCUGUGUGAGCAUUGAUGUGUGCGUAAUCUAAAAUUUGUGAAAACUGCUUUGGAGACCAUUCUUUAUGUCAUUUUUCACGAUGUACUUCAUGAUGAAGUGAAAUUAACAGUGCUUGACCCUACUGUUGCUGAGUGGAAGAGACUCAUUUGCAUUACAGAGUUAAUAUGCGCUUUCAGUUGCUGCUUGUGCACAUAUUGGUGUAUCUUAUUGGGAGCUGAAUUCUCAGCUGUUGUUUUGAAAUCACCUGUUUUCUUGGUGAAGAAAGCAUCCUUUAUACCCUGCUUGUUUGGUUUCCACUUUUUGAUAACCUACAAGGAGAGGGGAAAGUCUUUUCUGUGCUUUAUGGUUUUUGGAGUUGUUCAUGCAGACAGCACAGAUGGAAUGCUGGGUACUGAAGCUUAGUAAUAGUCCCAUAUGUUAAAUUGUUCUGAUUAUGCAGUGCUGUGUGUGCAUUGAUGUGUGCGUAAUCUAAAAUUUGUGAAAACUGCUUUGGAGACCAUUCUUUAUGUCAUUUUUCAUGAUGUACGGUACUUCAUGAUGAAGUGAAAUUAAUAGCUUUAAAACUUCGUUAUUUUUUCAUAAGGUAUUUCUGGAAUUUAUCUAUACCCAUUUGCGCGCACACACACACUUGCCUGCUUGCUAUCAAGUUCAUUGGUGUAAUAAAUUAGUAAAUUACUAGAUAAAUCUGUAAUAAAGUUCCAAGGUCAAACUGCUAUUUUUUGCAUUUACUUGAUAGAUUUUUGUGACACACACACACAAAUGCAGAGGCAGCUGAAAAGCCACAGGAAGCCAACUAGGAGAUAAACAAAGUAAACAUCAAAUCUUUGAUGGCUGUCAUGAUUUGUAUUAUUAAAGCAAUCAAAUACUUUAAA